AUGUUUAGAGCUGUUGUACAACGUAACUUUAGAAGAUUCAAUUCUGGUCAUGGCCAUGUUUCAAAAUACAUUAACGAAACAGCCUUUCCGCAAGUAGACAAAAAGGCUGGUCAAGAAUUCAAGAAGAAUCUUGACGAAAAAAUUCAACAUUCUGAAGGUAUAACAAACUUAUGGAAGAAGAUUACUUACAUGGUUGCCUUGCCUGCAAUUUUGUUGACGGCUAUUCCGGUUGUGAAGAUUGAAUUGGAACAUGCUGAUCACAGAAAACACUUAAGAGAAUUACCAGAUGAUGAAUGGCCAACCCAAUAUGAAUAUCAAAACUUAAGGCAAACAAAGUUCUUCUGGGGCGACGGCGACAAGACUUUGUUCUGGAAUAGUGAUAUCAACAGGCACAUCGAGUAA
Molecule: messenger RNA, 402 nt
Organism: Priceomyces carsonii
Lineage: Eukaryota; Fungi; Ascomycota; Pichiomycetes; Serinales; Debaryomycetaceae
Gene: COX13
Product: cytochrome c oxidase subunit VIa
Exons: 1
Coding region: 1-402 (133 amino acids)
Biological process (GO): mitochondrial electron transport, cytochrome c to oxygen
Cellular component (GO): mitochondrial inner membrane
Molecular function (GO): enzyme regulator activity
Source: RefSeq, a predicted model, not a curated record